CUUUCUGCUGCGGGCUCUUGGGACUCUGCUUGGGCUGCUGUGGGACCGCUUGUUUUUCGGCAAGGCCGGUUUCAAUUUACCAGCGGAAAGGAAAACACCAGAACACAAGCAUGAGACUAAGCAGAUUUGUGGAAUUCGGCAGGAAGAUAAUAUGCGUCGGAAGAAACUACAGGGAGCACGCUGAGGAAUUGGGCCAUGCUGUGCCCAAGGAGCCGCUGCUGUUCAUGAAGCCUCCAACAGCUUACAUUACCGAAGGGCAGUCUAUUAUGAUUCCUCGAGGUUGUGAAGAGCUGGACCACGAAGUCGAACUGGGCGUGGUCGUAGGGCGCCGAGGCUCGGCCAUUCGUGCGGAAGAGGCCCUCGACUACGUGGCAGGAUAUGUGGUAGCACUGGACAUGACUGAUCGGCAGCUGCAGAGACAGUGCCAAGCCCAGGGCCUCCCAUGGGAGCGUGCCAAGGGAUUCGACACCUCCUGCCCCGUGGGACACUUUCUGCCCAAGGAGUCUGUGAGUGACCCUCACGCACUCACCCUCUGGUGCAAGGUGAACGGGCAGCAGCGGCAAAAAUGGAGCACCUCGCACAUGCUCUUCACCAUCCAGCAGCUGUUGGAGGCGGCCAGCGCGCGCUUCACCCUCGAACCGGGCGACCUCCUGCUUACCGGCACGCCCAGCGGUGUGGGGCCCGUGCGUGCCGGUGACGUCGUCGAGGCUGGCAUCGAGGGGCACGGCCAGGUUCGCUUCCCAGUCGAGCAGCAGAAGCCCAAGCAGUAGUAUUGCACUAGGGUUAUUUUAGUGGAAUGGUCAUUUGUCCGUUUGAUGAAAGGACCCGGCACUAACGAGGUUGGAGGACGGGAGGAAGUAAUCCAUGCACCUCUUGUCUUGUAGAAUAAUGGGACUAGGAUUCGAGCAAUGACACAAAAGUGUGACUAGUACAGCACUAGUUCUUUGCUUUAAUGUACAUGUUUAUGUUUGACUUGCAUGGCAUCUUUCAUUCCUGACGAGUCGCCUAGCUUGGCCCUAGAUGUUUCUGCUUCAGCGAGCACAUCUGGUAUGGUUCUUCCCGUCCCGUUCUGCUUCCUCGUUAGUGCUACGUUCUCUCAUUGUUCUAGGGGCCUAGUAGUUGCGAAGCAGAAUGUUCGAAUUUCAAAUCUGGUUUCUCUUCGCACACUGAGUUUUUGCCCUAAGCACGGCUUUUCUAUCCGAAGCAGCUAGGCAGUCCGUAUGAGCAACCUUGGAAUGAAUGUGUGGAUGAGUGACAUACGGCGAAUAGCUACUUCAGAUUUUCUACUGCUGCAGUCUCGUAUCAGUUGUAGCUGCCGGCUCCUGUCUAAGUGGCAGAGUCUAGUUAUUGCACAGGCUUAGAACACUGAGUUAUUUUAUAGUAAUAUGACUAAUUUCGUGUUUCGCAGUAAUGCUAAGAAUGUUGCAGCUUAUUGCGACUAGCUUUUGAAGAACUCUACAAAGUACCUUAGUUUUUUCUUCAUUCUUCAUUUACUCUUUUCUAUCCUGGCAUUCUGGAAUAGAGAAAUCUACACCUACUGCACUGCCGUUCCAGCGAGCUAAAUGUGAAGGCUAUAACAUAAAAAAAAAAUUUUCUCGCUACCUGCACAUAUGGAGUUUGCAGAUUGUACUGAUCAGUACCGGAAGAAGUUUACAAAUGGCCAAACCUCUGACCUCGUGUAUCAUAUCGUAUCUUUACAGCACUCGUGUAGUUAGGCUUAUAUGAACAAGCCACACAUUUGAUGGCUGGCUGAAGCUCAAAAAAAUUUAAUAUUCAAAAGAAACGGCAAGUUUUUUAUGCAGUGCCUCUGAAUUUGCAGCGAAAAUAUUGCACCUAGUUUUUUUCUUCUAGAUGAUAUCUGGGUGCAUGUCCUGUCCUUCGUUUCUUAGGUCUGUGAGUUCCGCCCAGUGUAAUUUCCGCUGAUUAUUUGACGACUUCUAGUAGCAUGGCCAGUAACACGGUUUUCGUUUAUUUGGCUGAUGCAAAUAAUUGUAAGGUCUCCAAGCAUACAACAAUGCAUGAACUUUUUCAUUAGUGUGCGCACUCUUGAAAAGCAGUGGCUGUUGUGGACCUUCCACGAAACAAUCCUUCGUAGUUCUUAGGAGAGGUCUACGGGAACCUCUCAUUCUCUGCACAUCUUCUUGCCCUUUUAAAGCGCUGUGGAAGCGGCUGAACUUAUCAGGGAAACAAAGCCAUUCCAAGUGGGUUAUGAAUGGAAAGGUCGCUCUUUAUUCCUUCAACUUCUUUUCCAUUAGCGCUCUUCGGCAUAUCCAAGCUACAGUUAGUGCUUCUUACUGCUGUACUUAUGUCUUUCUACAAGGUACUGAGGCCAUCGAAACUUCUGAGGCCGCUAUCCCAUGUGUGGCCUGGGAAAUUUUGAAGGCCCUUGUACGUUCGUUUCUGUCUCCUGGUAGCCUAGCUCGAGGCUAAUUGCUCAUUAAAGCACGGUAUACCUAAUUUCAAUAGCUUUCAUCCUCUCUGCCUUUCUUUUUCGCUUCUUUGACAACGUGUCGUGUACUUUGCCCUUUUUCUCAAAAUUGACUCUAUAACUCUAGUUGAAUGAACAAUUGUCAGUCAGAACUUUGCGGGAAUGGCGAGAAUGCGAUUUUCUGCAUGUUUCUGGGUGCGCAAGCUUUCAGGCUUCAUUGACUGAUCAGGAGAGGCUUUGUAGCUGGUGGCACGAUAUGGAAGUUGUGGUCUGCUACUAUUGGAAAAACAGGCUGCUCUACAGUGAAUUGUCAGGGAGUUGUGACGGGUAGCCUGGGUACAACAAGCAGACUGAAAAUCCUGGCAUCAGCUAAAUUACUGUCUGCUUGCCCGUGCCACUGGUAACUGCAAACUGGAGGUCUACCGGUGUACGGGAACAAUUCUCGUCGCGAAAUGCAUCAACUUGCUCGGUGCAGACCACUGUAAUUCACUGUAGCUUCUACUGUGCUUGUGUGUAGACCUCGCUCAACAGCACAGGUGCAGUAUUGUAGUGUUUGGCUGCCUGUGAAAAGUGACAAGGAUGCUUAGAUUCUCGUCUGAUGGUGCCACACUUAGACAACUCCCAUAUAUCAGUGGACAUCUUGGUGCCUCAUAUAUACUGCAGUAAUUUCUAUGCCCGUUGACAAGUCUGCCGCCAAUCAUGUUUCACAGAUUUUUUUGUGUUGGGAAUAUAGGAGCAAGAAGGGGGCAGCUGGAAGUAAUUUAGUUGCCCUAGACAUUUUUUUUUUUUUUUUUUUUAUCGAAACUCUUAAGGACUAGUCGCAACACAUCAAUGUGUUCCUCUGCUUAUUAUUAGCUUUCGUUUAUUGAUAGCAGCGUUUUGCAAUAUCAGAGUGAUCUUUUUUUAUUGCUUUUUUUUUCUUCUUUUAGGGAGUGCACAAAACGAUGGUGCGAAAGCGGUGCCUCGAAGCAUGUGGCGCUUAGUACCGACUUUAGUUUUUCGUAGAUUUCCACAAAUACGGUGACUAUAACUGGCUCGCAGUUACUAUAAUUGACCACUCUCCUUACACACAUUUCGUUAAGCACAUUGAGCUUUUCAUUUUGAACGCACAAUUUCGUCUCGCAUAUUUUUUUACUUGUGGGUAAGGUUUCUCGAAACUCGGAAACUGUUAGCGAGGGCAGAGAGUGCAGUAGUAGUGCUAGAAGUUCUAAUGUUUGGUUGAGCUGGUUGCAUUUAAUAGUAUGGAUGUGUAUGUACACUGCUAUGAAGUCGUGCUGUGUUACAAGAAAAGACUAAUAUUAUGCGGCACGUUUAUACCUAUCAAGUAAGCUUUACUGUGUAUCCUUACAAAUGCUCUAAGGAUCAUGUAUUGUGGCAUGAUGAAGGGACGUGUUUUACAGCAUAGCUUUUCAACUAAAAAACAAUCAUUCGAGCUUGUUUAAUGUGUAAUUGCUGUUUGUGAGCCUGUGUAAAUGAGUGGAAGUCCUUUCGUGUGUAGUUGGAUGAAAGUUUCGUUUUCACAUGCCAAGGACAGUUGUGCUAGAAAGCUUCAUUCGUCUCAGUCCAAAUAUUGCAGGGCUGAUGACUUGCCCACCUGUGAGGUCUUCCAAGCACUAAUCGCUGCACCCGAAAGUGUUGACAUUUGAGCAGACGUUUGGUGGUGUGAGUGCACGUUGUUUGAAGUUGCACCGUUUGACUGGAGGCCAAUGUAAGGCAUAGUGUACAGAUUUAAAAUAUCUGAAGGGUUUCUUUAUCUGUAGCACGAACUGCAAUGUUUCAGCACUGAAAAAACUACACUGGCAGCACAAGUGGCUAGACAUGGGGCCUGUUGGAAGUUGAAUUUAAGCGUUUACUGGAAUACCUUCGGUAACCAUGGAGGAAUAUUGGUCGUGCAUGAGCCUGACGCCGUGAUGGUUAGUGCUGGGUUUAGCGACGACUGAAAACCCUGUUGGUGCUUGGCAAAGAACUCAUUGUUGCAAUGAGAUGUGUGUGCAGUGUGACGCUGUGUCUGAUUGUGUCACACGGUCGCUGCCAGUUUUUGCGGGUAUGGACGGCUUGGCUUGGUUUUCCUUUUUUUAAGAAUUAGCAAGUUAUGUGUUGAUGCCUUUGUACUUUCAGGCACAUGACAGUGCAGAAGAGUGGUAAGUUGAGCUAGUUGGUGUUUGUUCAUGGUGUAACAGCGCAAAAAACGGACGGGAACACAAAAGAACAGGGAAGUAAAAGCAGGUGCAGUUGUGUGCUUCCCCCAUCGUUUGUGUUACCGUCGGUUUUUUGUGCAGUUACACCAUGAACGUGACAGUUUCUCGCAACUUUAAAAGGGCUUCUAGGGACACUGUGCCAUGGUAUCGAAGUAAACCCAAAGGGAGGUAUCGUUUGUAUACAACAGCAAGUUCGAGUAGCCGAAGUGGGUUGGUGCAUUUUCUUGAGCACAGGUCUGAUGGGCAAGAAACUCAAAAGGGAGUAGGCACUACACUAUAAGCAGAGAAGGUUCUGCACUCUGAAUGGAGUAAGUACUUCAGGCCAUUUUUACUACACUCUAAGUGGAGAAAGUACUACCCUCUAAAGGGAGUAGGAACUUCACGCAAACUUGCGCUCUAAGCGGAGAAGGUACUAUACUCUAAAGGGAGUAGGUACUUCAGGCCAACUUUUUUUUCUCGCUCACGGUACACAGCACAGUUGCAGACUUGCACAUUCAGCGUGAAUGUUGCACAUGUUUAAUAAUGCCACAUUAUUGUGCUGUUGAGUACCAGCUUACCCAUUACUUCCCAUUACCGCACGCUUGUGUUUGUAGCAGGUGUGCCAAUGUUUACUGCAUUACAUGACAGUCUAAACUUUCUCAUUCGUUGCUGCUAGAAUAGAUUUUUUUGGUUUCUUAUGCUUAUGUUAGCUUUUUCUGAGUCGGUGCCACUGCCGUUUCUAGUAGAAAAUGCUCAUGGAAAGUUGUUUCCUUUCUGCGUGAAGGCGAUUUUGCUACUAUUGAACAAAUAAAAUCUGUUAACAACAAA
Rhipicephalus microplus (southern cattle tick) is the source of this 5433-nucleotide messenger RNA. Its product is annotated as oxaloacetate tautomerase FAHD1, mitochondrial. NCBI's taxonomy places the organism in Eukaryota, Metazoa, Arthropoda, Arachnida, Ixodida, Ixodidae. Gene Ontology annotation, cellular component: mitochondrion. Gene Ontology annotation, molecular function: acetylpyruvate hydrolase activity. The record is from RefSeq and is a predicted model, not a curated record.